AUGACUACAGAAGGACCACACAAGCUCGCUCAGCUUCCAGGCUACGACACCGCGCCAGAUGUGUACGAAACAGGCGAUGUCACGGACGGCGAUACGACAACAAGCACGCAGCAGACACACUCGCAAGUGCCGUCUGAAGCCUCAGACACCUCUGAAGAGGAAGACGACACCGACAGCUAUGGUGUGAGCAGGAGACGAUUGUAUCCCGAGCGGGCAAGGAGUCGCUUUGGGGAGCAAAGUCGCCGUCUCGUCACCAAAGGCACAGACAUCAGCGAUCGCGUAGACGGAAAGCGCAAAGGCUAUAGAACGCGGAGUCGGCCGCGAGAUGUUGAUGAAGACGAGACUCUUGAAGCAAGAAUCGCACGAUUGAGGAAGGAGAUUGAAGAAUGUAAAGCAGAAGCUGAGGCGGAAAAGCAGGAAGCAGCAGAGGGCGAGGAUGAUGAUGAAGAGGAGGAGGAAGGAGAUGGAGAUAUGCUCGAUGAUUGCGAGACGCUCAGCAGACUCCUAGCAGGAAUCGACGUGCCCUCCACAAAACGCAAAGGUCACCGUAGAAGAGGCAGCAUUUUUCACGAUGCACCGACGACAGCACCUCCAGCAACAGCAGGAGCAGAUCAAGAAGACAUCACCGACGAACAGACCUUGAACAAAGUCUCUACCUUCGACUCCCGUCUCGCAGCUCUAGAAUCCUCAUUAGGAAUCUCCGCUCUCGACAGCCUCACCGAAACGCCAACAACACCCAUCCUCCCCAGCCUCACCCUCCUCGACCACCAACUCGCAACCCUAACUUCCGCAACAAACCUCAGCUCCCUCGAACACCUCUCCAGUAGAAUUCAAAAAUUGAAACUCGAAGCCCAAACGCUUGCUUAUCUCCAAAAACAAUCCGCAAACGGAAAACCUUCUUCCUCUCACGCGGAAGAAGACGAAGAUGAUGAUGAAGAAGAAGAAGCACCUACACUCCUCACAGCCGAAGACAUGGCACGUUUACAGUCUCUUUACACUCUGAUUCCUACUCUUCGAGCCCUUUCGCCGACGAUUCCUGCUCUGAUGACACGGUUGAGGAGUUUACGGACGUUGCAUACCACGGCGGCCAAUGCGAGCGCAGAUUUGGAGAGUUUGGAGCAUAGACAAGCGGAGAUGGAGCAGGAGUUGAAAAUGUGGAGGGAAGGGUUGGAGAAAGUUGAGGAAGCUGUGAAGAAUGCUGAUGAGGCGAAUGGGAGGAAUGGAAGUACUGUGAAGGGCUGGGUUGAUGAUUUGGAGAAGAGGGUCAAGGCACUGGGGAGAUGAAGGAAAGAUAAGAGGUAUGAAGAAGGGGAUGAGAUUGCUGGAUCGGAUGUUGAGGAUGUCGUUGUUCACUCGGGUAUCACAUUCGAUCAAAAUUAUCCUGUAUGCCU
Pseudocercospora fijiensis CIRAD86 is the source of this 1391-nucleotide messenger RNA. RefSeq lists its product as uncharacterized. The transcript has a single exon. Gene Ontology annotation, biological process: mitotic spindle organization. Bases 1 to 1284 code for a protein of 427 amino acids. Gene Ontology annotation, cellular component: cytoplasm; dynactin complex. The record is from RefSeq and is a predicted model, not a curated record. Lineage: Eukaryota; Fungi; Ascomycota; Dothideomycetes; Mycosphaerellales; Mycosphaerellaceae.